Messenger RNA from Oncorhynchus masou masou (cherry salmon), 537 nucleotides. RefSeq names its product relaxin 1 (gene rln1). Bases 1 to 537 code for a protein of 178 amino acids. Lineage: Eukaryota; Metazoa; Chordata; Actinopteri; Salmoniformes; Salmonidae. Gene Ontology annotation, molecular function: G protein-coupled receptor binding; hormone activity. The transcript is spliced from 2 exons. The record is from RefSeq and is a predicted model, not a curated record. Gene Ontology annotation, cellular component: extracellular region.
AUGCCUCUAAAGCUUACUACUGUGAUCCUUGUGUGUGUUGGUAGUUUGUUUUUGUGUGCGAGCGCUCAAAGCCUAUCACGAGACUACGGGGUGAAACUGUGCGGCAGAGAGUUCAUAAGAGCCGUUAUCUUCACGUGCGGCGGGUCCCGUUGGAAACGAUCCUUAGAUGAACACUUGGAUCCCUUCCAGCCCGGUUCCUACAGUGAUGUCACAGAGGAUGAGGACAGCAGAAUCAACUGGCCUCACGGACAUGGUCUAGACCAGGCAGCAGACCACCCUCUCCAGCUCUCCUCCUCAUCCUCCCUGGCAGACCUGCUCUCACUCUUGGGCGGAGUAGGACACCAUAGGGGGUUAACGGUUGAUGUCAACCCCAGCGAGGGGCUUCAGAACCAGGCUUCAGCGCUGGGAGGAGUGGCCAAGAACCCGAGCAUCAACUGGCCACGCCGCGACAGACAAAAGAGGAACUUUUCCCUGGGCUUAGCUGGCAUGUGCUGUAACCAGGGUUGCACUAAGAAUGACAUUGGGCGUCUGUGCUGA